Bicyclus anynana (squinting bush brown) is the source of this 5759-nucleotide messenger RNA. Its product is annotated as transmembrane protease serine 2-like. Bases 3580 to 4248 code for a protein of 222 amino acids. Lineage: Eukaryota; Metazoa; Arthropoda; Insecta; Lepidoptera; Nymphalidae. The record is from RefSeq and is a predicted model, not a curated record. Gene Ontology annotation, molecular function: serine-type endopeptidase activity. The transcript is spliced from 4 exons. Gene Ontology annotation, biological process: proteolysis.
UCCGUCUCCUGGUUCUUAAGCUACCUCUCUACCAAAUUUCAGCCAAAUCGGUCCAGCCGUUCUUGAGUUGUAAUUUUUUUUUAUUUUUUUUUUAUUCUUUACAAGUUAACGUAACGUAGUUUAAUAGUGUAACUAACACGACUUUCAUUUAUAUUUAGAGAUACUCGUAGAUAAGCAUAUUCUUAAUAUAAUUUCAAAACUGUUGUCAGGCCUAUUAUAAGUCAUUUGCAGAACCUAGCGGUUCGAACCGCAUAGUUCCCAUUCCUGUGGGAAUGCGGGAAUAAAAUAUAGCCUAUGUUAUUCCUUGCUUUCUAUUGGUGAAAUAAUGUUUCAAAAAUGUCCAAAAGGUUCAAAGUAUAUUAAAUGCAAACAAGCAAUCAAAUCGUUCUUUAAAAUUUAUACUGAUAUUAUUAUAUUACUAGCGGACGCCCGCGACUUCGUCCGCGUGAAAGUCGUUGUAAACUUUCAACUACCCCUAUCCUACCCUACCCUAACCUACCUCUACCCUUCCCCUACCCUACCCUAUCCCAACCCUACCCCUACCCUACCCUACCCCUGCCCUACACCUACCCUACACUACCCCUACCUUACCCCUACCCUACCCUACCCUACCCCUACCCUACUCAUUAGGGCUGCACUUCUUUAUUGUGAUGAAUAAAAUAAAUAAAGAAUAAUAUAAGUGAUGAGUGUUAUAAACAUAAGAGUAGACAAAUAUAAUUAGAAAGCUCGGAACUGCUAAGCUAUCGGGAGUUACACGUGUUAUUGUGAGUCAACCAUAAAAGAUAGACAUGUAUAUGCUGUUGUGUUUUUAUAGAUCAUUUUAAGGAGAACAUUUCCGUCAUAUAUGAUUUCUAUGUAGCUUUAACCAUUAAGGCAGUACACGCGACGGAAGCUUAAAAAAUUGAGUAACUUCUCCCGUUUUCUCAACAUUUCUCUUCACUGCUCUGCUGCUAUUGAUCGUAGCGUAAUGAAAAGUAUACUAUAACCUGCCCAGGAGUAUGUAGAAUAAUUGUACCAAGUUUCGUUAAAAUCCGUCCAGUAGUUUUUGUUUCUAUUAAGAACAUACAGACAGACAGACAGACAAAAAUUUUACUGAUUGCAUUUUUGGCAUCAGUAUCGAUCACUAAUCACCCCCUGAUAGUUAUUUUGGAAAUAUAUUUCAUGUACAGAAUUGACGUCUCUACAGAUUUAUUAUAAGUAUAGAUAAAGAGGUAAAGUUUGUGGUACGAGUGUUAUAGGUCUAGGUCUGUUAUAUGUCUGGAUUUAUGGAAUCGAUUUUAAAAAAUAUUUUCCUAAUAGAAAGCUACGUUAUUUCUGAGUCAUAGGCUAUGUUAUAUUCCCACAGGACAGAGACUUACGCGGGUGAAAGCAUAGGGCGUCUGAUACUGUUAUUGAUAGAGUCUCUGUCUGUCUGUCGGUGGCACCAUGGCUCCCAAACGAUUGAAGCGAUUUCAAUUUAGUUGUUUUUGUAUUAAAGGUGACUUAUGUGCCAGUGUUCUUAGACAUGUUUGAUGAAAAUCGGUUGAGCCGUUUAAAAGUUGUGGGAUGAAAGUGGGGAAGAAUAACUGAAUGUCUGCAAAUAUACUCGAGUGGGGUCUCAAAUGAAAGCACACUGAAAGAGAAUAUUGAUGACUUGAUCGUGUAAUUAAUAAUUACAUGACCAAAUGCGGGUUUUUCAAAAUUUUGAAUUUUAUGUUGUUACUGAGUAGACUUAUAAAAUUAAAAAUAUGUUCAUUUUUGUCAUGUAAAAAACGAGAUGGGUAUUUUAUGCACUCUAUCCGAAGAAACGAGCAAACACUUUCAAUGAUUUUUGAAUGUCAAUGUUUCUAUUGACUAGCUUUGAAAUGCAACAGUGAGCAAUUUAACAUCGAUUUCGUCACUGGAGCAUAUAUUGUAAGUCCACAACGCCUGUGUUCUCUUGAACUAUUUGCAGGCGACCGACAAAAUGGCAGACGCUUCACGUUGUAACUGCAGGCGUCGCUGCAGGUCGACGGCUGCUGCCGACACAUCGACGGCUGCCGUCAGGUGACGGCAGUAAUCGCCUCUGUCGCUGGCAACGUGCCGCCCGUGUAAAACAUCCCUAAUGCAAGGUUAACUCUUAAUCACAGUGAAUAAUUCUUACAUAAUAUAAUAAUUGACGUGAUAGCCCAGUGAAUAUGACCUCUGCCUUCUGCCUUGAAUCCUUUCCGGGGCAUGCAGUUUCAACUUUUCAGAUUGAAACGUAAGAAAUUAAUAUCACAUAUCUCAAACGGUAAAAGAAAAACGUCGUGACCUGAGAAUUUUCUUAAUUCUCUACUUGUGUGAAGACUGCCAAUCCGCAUCUAAGGCCUAACCCCUUCUAAGCAUUCUAAGAGGAGACUCGUUAUUCCAACGCUCAAUAGAAGUUUGGUGUGGUUUAUUUAAACAAUAUUCAUUUUAUUUUUGUAAAAAUCAAAGUCCGGCAAUGGUCUCAGGUCUCAUGACGAGAUACGAUCGUCCGUCUUCGGUUUAGUCGGAUGUUUUCGCGUAAUCUUCAUUGACAUUCGAUUCAUCGGGUCUACGUACCGUAAAGUCCUUUUCAUGAAAGAAAGAAAAAUGCGUUUAUUUUGAAAUUAUGCCAAACUCACAAUAUCUCCAGUACACCAGGUCAGCCAGGACAAUACCCUGCGAUGUGUGGUAGAACCCAGAAAAUGGCGCCAGCUCAGCAUAAUGCUACGCUUUAGGAAGUCCCCCAGACGUGGCGCUAAUGUCUUAAUGGCGUAUAUUGUCAUUUGGUAAUGGCGGACUUAUUGUCAUUUUUGUAAGGCGCUGUCAAUUUUAGUUCGUUUUAGCCGCGGGAUUUCUUUCAUAAAAAGGACUCUACAAUAAUAUAAUGUCGUCGGUUGAAAUGCUAGGGCGCGGCAAAUUAUAAUACUGAAAGUUUAGCUUGAUAUCAUAAUAGGGUAUAUACCUACCUAAUUAACAAGUACUUGUAUGCUCGUACAAGUCAUCACCAUGAUACUAAAGGGGUGAAACAGGGGUAGAAAAUUUGUAUGGUGAGUCCUUCAUUCUUCAAGUUGUAAAAAUUGGUAUGUGUACCACCAAAGACCUACUAAAAAUAAUGUAAUUCAAGAUUUUUCAAAUUACUACCCCUAAAGUUUGAAAAAUGGGUUAAGUUAUAGUUUUUGGAGUUUACUCUUUGAGAAUCGAUUUUUCAUAUAUAGCCCCCGGUAUGAAUAAAAAUAUGGACAGUAAAAUUCGAUGAACGAAUGACAGCGUUACGUUUUUGUGCGUAACCGAUUCUGCGUACCUUUCAAGCGUGAGUAUUGAGACGUACAUAGUGUAUGCUGCGGGGCAACAUAAACCUAUUUAGACAGUCGAUCUGAAAGAGUAAACUCGUAAAACCAUUCGUGCGUUGGAGGUGACACACACUUUUUUUUUAAUUAUUAGUGGACUACAUAACACAUGCGAAAAUAUAAAUAGAAGGUGGUGAAAUAGGGGUUUAAAGUUUUACAUCGAUUUCCGCGCGGAACGUGAUUUCCGGAUUUAAAAAAAAAACGACCAACAGACUCAAUGGACUAAAAUCGAGAAGGUCUACAAAUUAAUGUCACACGUCUCACAAUGUACGUAACUGCAGACACGGGUCCUAAUCCAAAAUUUACAAGAGGCGAAAAGUGUAUCGUAGCACAUUUGAUACUGACUAUAGCGGUGACAAUAGUUUUGCUAAUUGUUUACCUUGCACACAUAUUUGUCAGCGAUCACAGCGGUUCCAUUGGAGCUUUCGAUACGCGACGAUCAUUGUCACUAAGAGUAAUUUUUACUCUGCAAUAUUUUUCUUUUCCUGCUACAGACCAUACAGAGUUACGUAAAGUUCCGAUUGGAUCGUUUUACUUUGUGAAUGUGUCAGCAGUAAGGAGUGUUUGCAACACCCUACUGUUAACUCCAGAGUGGUCAGCCAGCGCCGGACACUGCGUCGCUCUGCGUUCAGACCCGCAUUUGUCGUACCUUUUAUUUAACUGGAGGAUUAAAUAUCCUUAUGACGAUCCAGGACUUAAAAUUUUAAAGAGCAUAGUACACCCUCAUUUCAAUAGAGACUCUUACGAUAAUAAUGUAGGACUGAUGCAACAUCGACGAGCAAAGGGUUUCGAACAUUACAUAGUGCCCCAAAUAAAAAGUAACAGCAAAUAUGACAUAAAAAGGAUGCACUUGGUUAUGUUAAGCUGGGAUCACGCUGCGCUUCAAAUCAAAGGUAAAAGUAUUAUCCUAAGACUCGUUACUUUGUUUUUCUAAACGCUAGUUGUGGAUUUUGAUGUCAUUGAUUGGAGUUCUUAGUGUUUAAUUUUUCAGUAAAAGCCAGCAAUCAAAAAAUGCUGUGAGUGAAAAAUCUUAAUAAGAUCACUUAUCAGAAGGUAUCGACUAAAUAGAAAAAAAAAGUCUCUCAACCCAUUAGUACCGCAUGGUAGGAUUAAUUUAAAUCGUAAUAACUUCUCUUAUAUGAUUGAGCCCUGACCUGUUAUGAAAAAUAACUGAUAUUAUGAUGACUGACGAUAUUGAAUUAAUGGUAUCUUGGGUCAUUGCUAGGUAGUGGUGACUUGAGAUGAACUGGACUUGCCUUGCCAUUAUUCGUAGUAUAUUGUAUACUUUAAUGCACGCCAAUGAUUUUAAGCGGAUCUUACCACUACGUCUACCUUAAUUUUCAUUUGACUGCCUAUUAUCUAAUCUCGUGCCAUACCUAAUACUCCAUUUAUGGAAUUAAAAAAUAUAUAUUAUAAUGACAUAGAUUAUUCACAUGUAUAUUGAAAUUUUAAAAAUUAUAUUACAAUGUUUUAAUAAUAAUAAUAAUAAUAAUAAUAAAGCCAUUUAUUAAUCCUUAUUCCUUAGCGUUACAAAAGUUUUAGUUGAAACUAGCGGACGCCCGCGACUUUGUCCGCGUGAAAAUCGUUGUAAACUUUCAACUACCCCUAUCCUACCACUACCCUACCCCUACCCUACCCUACCCCUGCCUACCCCUACCCUACCCCUACCUUUCCCCUACCCUACCCCUACCCUACUCAUUAAGGCUGCACUUCUUUAUUUAUUCCCCCCCCCCGCGAGUCGCGUCGAGCGCGGCAACCUUUACACAAAAAUAAUCCAUUUAGCAUGAAUUAGUAUUCACACGCAAUGGUUUAGCGUAUUUCUUGUAUAACUUUGAUGUUUCUUUACCGAUUUUUAUGAUUCUUUUUUUAUUGAAUAGGUAAUAAUGUUAACUUUUUUAGUUAGGGAUGAGUGAUGAGUGUUAUAAACAUAAGAGUAGACAAAUAUAAUUAGAAAGCUCCGAAAUGCUAAGUUAUCGGGAGUUACACGUGUUAUUGUGAGUCAACCAUAAAAGAUAGACAUAUAUAUGCUGUUGUGUUUUUAUAGAUCAUUUUAAGGAGAACAUUUCCGUCAUACAUGAUUUCUAUCUAACUUUAACCAUUAAGGCUGUACACGCGACGGAAGCUUAAAAAAUUGAGUAACUUCUCCCGUUUUCUCAACAUUUCUCUUCACUGCUCUGCUCCUAUUGAUUGUAGCGUAAUGAAAAGUAUACUAUAACCUGCCCAGGAGUAUGUAGAAUAAUUGUACCAAGUUUCGUUAAAAUCCGUCGAGUAGUUUUUGUUUCUAUAAAGAACAUACAGACAGACAGACAGACAGACAGACAGACAGACAGACAGACAGACAAAAAUUUUACUGAUUGCAUUUUUGGCAUCAGUAUCGAUCACUAAUCACCCCCUGAUAGUUAUUUUGGAAAUAUAUUUCAUGUACAGAAUUGACCUCUCUACAGA